This is a messenger RNA of Necator americanus (New World hookworm), 1701 nucleotides long. RefSeq lists its product as uncharacterized. Bases 1 to 1701 code for a protein of 566 amino acids. Lineage: Eukaryota; Metazoa; Nematoda; Chromadorea; Rhabditida; Ancylostomatidae. The transcript is spliced from 15 exons. The record is from RefSeq and is a predicted model, not a curated record.
AUGGAAAGAUUGGUGGAGGAGUGUGAGCUGAACUGUCCUGAGGAGAAGCAGAUUCAGAUUUUGGAGAAAUGCCUGCCGCUUCUUCGUGCAGAUCGCGAAGUAGACGUUAGAUCUGUCGGAUUUCUACUGCUUGCGAGGAUACUAGAAAAAUGUAGCGCGCAAUGUCUCCGAGCAGCCCAGUCUCGGUUAGGAAAGAAACUAGUUGACAUUAAAAACGACCCAACUAUUUAUGGAGGAAUCUUCCUUAGACAGCUGCUUAUACGAAAUCCCCAGGUAGGGAACCUCCACGCUGAUAUUAUUAUGAGUAUCAUUAUGCACUUCAUCGACAUGACAGUGAAUAGCAGCGAUCCAACUCUAAGGGACUUAUCCGUUGAACUUUAUUCGAUUCGAUACGGUUGUGAUGCGCAAAUGUCGGAGAGACUUUUGGCUACCUUAGCAGCUUCAAUUACUUCAAGAUUGAUGUCCCAGGAAGAACGAGUGGGGAUGUUACCGCUGAAAUCUUUUUGCGUUCCAUCAUUACGUGAAGAUCUGUGUAAGCUCCUCUUCGAUAUCUAUUCGUCGACGUUAGGCUAUGCAAAGCAAGGACAAUACCUUUCACGGGAUAUGGUUAUGUCAGUUCUUGAAAGUGGUUUAAAUGAUUCUGUACUACGCAGUUCCGCACUAGGGACUAUUCGUUCGCUUUGCAGUAAUGGCAGAAGCACUUUUUUGCCAUUGAUACCUCGAGUAGUCAUGUUGCUUAUUUCAAAGCUAGAUGGACCGAGUGAUGCAUUAUUCGACACAUUAGCACACAUAAGUCAAAUCUAUGGCAGUGGUUCAACCUUGUUUCGCCAUUUCUACAUUGUGUUCAGUUCUAUGAAACAUCCAUUAGAUGAGCAGUUGUACGGACCGUCUGCAGCUCGGCUUAUAUCCUCGGUUAUUGAAACGUCGGCAUUCUUAAUAAAACCUGAGGUCCUGUUGUCCAUUCAGCGCAAGAUAUGCGAAGAAAUUAUACGAAACCCAAAUUCUACAGUGUAUCGUGAGAUUUUAACUUCAUUCUUGAGUUGUACACAUGAACUUGUGCCACCUCCUAUACAUAUUGCAAGGACAAUUUUGUCGAGAUGUGCCGAUUCCUGUGGCUUGAAGGAAUUACAGGCUCUCUGUGACGUUAUCGCCAGGCCACGAAUACAAAUCUUGGCUUGUCACGAAGUUAUUCGACGUAAAGCCGUUAGAAUAGAACAGCCACGUGAUGGGUUUGAGGAAGAGUUUAGAAGUCAGAAUUCGACAGUAUCGUUAGAAGAUUCAUUCAAAGAAAAUAUGGACUGCUCUCACAAGGAUGAAGAAACAGUACAGGAGGCAGUUGCAUCUAUAGAAAGUAUGGCAAUUACGAGCAAAACAGCAGCACUAGUAGACAGCACAGCUGCAACAGAAGUCAUGGAUGAAUGUGGGGCUUGCACAAAUCUCUCGAGCGCAGCAUCGCCAGUAUCUAAAUGUGCUGAAGACAAGAACUCCUCUAUUGUGAAGUUUGAAUCACCUUCCUCCUCGAAACGAAAUGUUGCCUUAGCAGCGGAAAGACAAUCUAAAAUCAGCACAGAAAGUGAACAACCGGUCCCUAAAAAGGCGAAGUUCUUAAAGUCGAAGAAAGAGAAGCCUGUCGAGAGAACAACUCUGAUGGAUGGUGAAGCUUCAGUUGAAGAAAUCCUUGAGAUGUUCUGUCCAGAGUAA